Molecule: messenger RNA, 2539 nt
Organism: Colossoma macropomum (tambaqui)
Lineage: Eukaryota; Metazoa; Chordata; Actinopteri; Characiformes; Serrasalmidae
Gene: cldn8
Product: claudin 8
Exons: 1
Coding region: 748-1608 (286 amino acids)
Biological process (GO): bicellular tight junction assembly; cell adhesion
Cellular component (GO): bicellular tight junction; plasma membrane
Molecular function (GO): structural molecule activity
Source: RefSeq, a predicted model, not a curated record
CUGGUGAGUAGAGAACGGCACUGUGUUUCUUCCUGCCCCUCCUCCUGCUGCUCUGCAGGCACAAACAUUGCCACAGGAGGAUACGAUUUCAUAGCAACCACCUCGAGAUCCCACCCAUCCUAUUCUCCAGCUCAGAGACCAGGGGGAGGGAGCAGCAGGUGCAUAUGCUAUCGACUGCUCAUUCGCUGGGAUGCAGAAAAGCUCCUCAGGUGGGCAGCAUAGCAGCAGUCGACUCCUCUUGUCAGGUGAGUCGCCACCUCCUGUGGAUCACUCUCACAAGAGACGUGGUCUAGAGGAGCUGUUUUGCUCCAUGAAAGAGCUGAUCUGCCUUUGUUCUUUGGGAAAACCGAAACCAAGAAUUGAUCUAUGUUCAGGAAUGAAGAGCUGAUCUAAUGAGAGGAACCAAGAGUAAUCUAAUGAGGCUUCAAACACCAAGAAUUGAUCUGACAAGACUUUAGGAACUUAAAAUCAAGACUUGACAAAGAGUGAUCUCACAAGGUUUCAAAAACCAAGAGUUGAUUGGACAAGACUGGAAGAACCAAGAGUAACCUGACACGACUUCAGGAACCAAGAAUUUAUCUAGCAAGACUUCAAAAACCAAGAAUUGAUCUGAAGGGGCUUGAAGAACCAGGAGUAACCUAAUAAGGCUUCAGGAACCAAGAGUGAGCUGACAAGGCUUCAGUGUUGCUGCUGAGUAUCUUCCUUACAGUAUCUCCCUCACAGCAUCCAAGCAGACUAAACCAAGAAAUGGCAAGUGGGGCGCUGGAGAUUGCAGCGCUGUGCCUGACUCUACUUGGCCUGAUUGGGGCAGCGGCCAGCACGGGGAUGCCCAUGUGGCGCGUUACAGCUUUCAUUGGUGAGAAUAUCAUCGUCAUGGAGACACGCUAUGAAGGCCUGUGGAUGAACUGCUUCCGGCAGGCCAAUAUCCGGAUGCAGUGUAAAGUGUACGACUCCCUACUGGCCCUGACACCGGACCUGCAGGCGGCCCGAGGCCUCAUGUGCUGCUCGGUUGCCCUGUCUGCCAUCGGCCUCCUUGUGGCCAUCAUGGGGAUGAAAUGUACCGCCUGUAUCCGUGACAAUGACCGGGCCAAGCGGAUGGUACUGAUUGUGGCUGGCAGCAUGAUCAUCCUGGGCUCCCUUUGCUGCCUCAUUCCUGUCUCCUGGACAGGCCAUGUGAUCAUCCGCGACUUCUACAACCCUCUGCUGCUGGAUGCCCAGCGCAGGGAGCUGGGAGAGGCUCUCUACAUCGGCUGGGUGUCCUCUGCCCUUCUCUUUGUGGGCGGCUGCAUAUUCGCCUGCUGCCAUGAGUCCAUAGACAAGGAGCCCGACCGGAAACCCUACGGCUACGCCAGGAACGUUCCCUAUGUGGCCUACGAGCCGCAACCCAUGACCUUCCAACCCAGACCAGCUGCUGUGUCCUACGGCUACCCUUCCAGGGAGCCUUCCAUCAUCCAGACCUCCAGACAGCCCUCUAUGAUCCAGCCGUCCAGACAGCAGUCCUUUAUCCAACCCUCCAGGCAGCAGUCCUUCAUCCAACCCUCCAGGCAGCAGUCCUUCAUCCAACCCUCCAGGCAGCAGUCCAUCCGCAGUGCUGUCGCCUACCUAUGAGUGCUAACACUGAGAUGAAGCUUAAAUGUGGAUUGCACGUUAAUGUUAGAAGGAGUCUCUAACAAGCCACUGUAUAUGCAUAUGUGUUUGUAGCUUGUGGAGAACACGCACUUCUGUUUACGACAGGUUGCUGAAUUUGAGUGGACAUUUCUCUGUUUCACUUCAGAUAAACAAUGAUUUGGUGGGACCAACUUUUUAUGACUAAUGAACCGUCGAUAUUACUGAGAUUACAAGUAUAAAUUAUAUACUUUCUGUAUCUGUUGUCAGAACUGAGAAAUUUCACUUAGUUAUUUAGAAAUUCUGCAUAAUUAAGUGGUUAAGAUGUAAACAGAGUCGUUCAGAGUGGUUUGGUGUGAAAUACUCUAUUCUAGAAAAACGUAUAGAGUCAGAAUUGUUAUGUUUGCAUUGUAUACCUCAUGACCCCUGGUUCCUAUCACCACCACUGUAAAGUGUCUCUACAAUGAACCAUUUCACCCCAAACCAAUGAUUGACAUUAUUGAAUGUUAAGUUUGUCUUUGGUGUGUAUAUCACUUAUGUGUCUAUUUCAAAAGUCAACAUGUUUCACUGUUUAAAUAUUUUCAAGAUUGUUUUGGGCAGCAUGUCGCUGCUGUAGGAACAAAACCUUGUAUCUCCAAAAUGGUAACUUUACAGGAGAAAGAAAAAAACAUAUUCUACUUUUAAUGUAAGUCAGUGGAACCAGACAUUUUCCAAGUAAUUUUGUAAAGAGCAACAGGCAUUUUUGCAUUAUGUCAAAAACUGAAAAACGACAAAAAAUGAAGAUACAAGGUUUUAUUCUGACAGCAGUGAUAUUUUGUGAUCAGAGGUAUUUUUUCUUUAUUAACAUUGUCUUAGCACUGAAUUCACUGUGAUGUUGGACUAUAUGGUUGAUAAACGUGUGAUUUAUACGAAACAGUGAAAGCUCUUUCCUUUG